GCAGCCGCCGCCGCGCCGCCGUCGCUCUCUAACGCCAGCGCCGCCUCUAGCUCGCCGAGCUCCAGCCGAAGGAGAAGGGGGGUAAGUAAGGAGGUCUAUAUACCAUGGCUCGUACAAAGCAGACUGCCCGCAAAUCGACCGGCGGUAAAGCACCCAGGAAGCAACUGGCUACAAAAGCCGCUCGCAAGAGUGCGCCCUCUACUGGAGGGGUGAAGAAACCCCAUCGUUACAGGCCUGGUACUGUGGCACUCCGUGAAAUUAGACGUUAUCAGAAGUCCACUGAACUUCUGAUUCGCAAACUUCCCUUCCAGCGUCUGGUGCGAGAAAUUGCUCAGGACUUCAAAACAGAUCUGCGCUUCCAGAGUGCAGCAAUUGGUGCUUUGCAGGAGGCAAGUGAGGCCUAUCUGGUUGGCCUUUUUGAAGACACCAACCUGUGUGCUAUCUAUGCCAAACGUGUAACAAUUAUGCCAAAAGACAUCCAGCUAGCACGCCGCAUACGUGGAGAACGUGCUUAAGAAUCCUCUUUGAUG
Messenger RNA from Choloepus didactylus (southern two-toed sloth), 530 nucleotides. Its product is annotated as histone H3.3A-like. Lineage: Eukaryota; Metazoa; Chordata; Mammalia; Pilosa; Megalonychidae. Gene Ontology annotation, cellular component: nucleosome. Gene Ontology annotation, molecular function: structural constituent of chromatin; DNA binding; protein heterodimerization activity. Bases 105 to 515 code for a protein of 136 amino acids. The record is from RefSeq and is a predicted model, not a curated record. The transcript has a single exon.